Messenger RNA from Branchiostoma belcheri (Belcher's lancelet), 918 nucleotides. RefSeq names its product protein FAM98A-like. The coding region runs from base 1 to 918 and encodes 305 amino acids. NCBI's taxonomy places the organism in Eukaryota, Metazoa, Chordata, Leptocardii, Amphioxiformes, Branchiostomatidae. The record is from RefSeq and is a predicted model, not a curated record. Gene Ontology annotation, cellular component: tRNA-splicing ligase complex. The transcript is spliced from 11 exons.
AUGGAGAUGAGCAGCUUCCUGAGUGAAUUUGGUUGCCCACAUGCCGGGGUUAGCAGUGGGGAGUUUGCCCAGAGGUUCAGAACAAGAGAGAACUGCUUGUUACUACUAGACUACCUUCUGACUGAGCUGCAAGCAGCACAGAUGACACACGCAAAUCACCCAAGACCGCCGACUACCCCCACUGGGCAGGCUCCCACUAGCCUGCACUCAGGUGAACUGAAGGCCAUCUGUAUCACCCUGGGGAUGUCUCGCCCCCCUGCCAACAUCACAACCUUCCAGUUCUUUACCGGAGUAGAGAAAAAGUUAAGAGAGUUCCUAAGCAAGGUACCACAGGACCAUAUAGGAAAACCCCUUAUGAAGCGUGCCAUGGCUCCUGGACAGUGGGCCCAACUAGACAUAAUCAAUAGGAAGUUGUCAGAAGAGUACAGAGUCCGUCGAGAGAUGUUGCUGAAACGACUUGAUGUCACUAUUCAGUCUUUCAACUGGUCAGACAGAACAAAGGGGAGGGAAGACGCUGUAGCCCAGGCCUUCAGACCCAAGAGACAAGGGCUGUCCACACAGACCAACGUCAUACUGGCUGAUUUACUGGCAGCAAGAGAAGAUAUUGCCAGAAUCCAGAAGACCUCCUACGGUGCAACAAGACACAACUGUGCCAUCAACAAAGUCCUCAUGGGCAGGGAGGCUUUGGUGGAGGCCGAGGGGGACAGAGAGGUGGAUAUGGAGGCGGAGGGGACCGGGGUGGCAGUGCUCGGGGAGGGAGAGUGCAAGGAGGCUGGUCGGAUGGUGGAGACCACGGCGGCGGCCGCGGCGGUGGAAGGGGCGGCGGCCGGGGGGGAGGUCGCGGGGGCAGAGGUCGUGGCGGGUGGGGAGGGGGCAGAGGUCAACAUUACCAGCAGCAGCAGGGGGGCUGCAUUCUAA